AUGUCUAUCGACUUUCCAAAGGAAGAGGAGGCCAUCCUCAAACGAUGGAAGGAGAUCGGAGCAUUUGAACGCCAGGUAGAAUUAUCCCGGGGCAAAAAAGAAUACACCUUCUAUGAUGGCCCGCCAUUUGCGACCGGAUUACCCCACUACGGGCAUUUGCUUGCUUCCACCAUAAAGGACAUCAUUCCUCGAUACUGGUCUAUGAAGGGCUAUCAUGUCGAGCGCAGAUUUGGCUGGGAUACGCACGGCGUUCCAAUCGAAUAUGAAAUCGACAAGAUGCUAGGGAUGUCGGGUUCUGAGGCCGUUCAAAAGAUUGGUCUUGCGGCCUACAACGCCGAAUGCAAAGCCAUUGUCAUGAGAUUUUCUACAGAGUGGAGGCAGACUAUCGAUAGACUUGGGCGUUGGAUUGAUUUUGAUAACGAUUAUAAGACGAUGGACACCACUUUUAUGGAGUCAAUCUGGUGGAUAUUGAAACAACUAUUCGAGAAAGGUGCUGUAUACCGUGGAUAUAGAGUCAUGCCCUACUCGACCGCACUUAACACUCCAUUGAGUAAUUUCGAGGCCCAGCAAAACUAUAAAGACGUCCAAGAUCCCGCCGUUGUCGUUUCUUUCCCUCUGCUCGACGAUCCUCAGACAUGUCUGCUUGCUUGGACGACCACACCCUGGACUCUUCCAUCCCAUACAGGCCUCGCGGUGCAUCCCGACUUCGAAUAUAUCAGGAUUCACGAUGAGGCGUCUGGGAAGAACUAUUAUCUUUUGGAAGCGUUACUGGGAACCCUGUACAAAAACCCUAAGAAGGCAAAGUUCAAGAUACUCGAACAUAGUGGUGUCGGAAUCGUUCACCAAGCUCCAGCAUUUGGUGAGGAAGAUUAUAAUGUUGCAAUGAAGGCUGGUGUCAUCAGCGGGGACAGACUGCCUCCAAAUCCUGUCGAUGAAAGGGGCAAAUUCACUAAGGAGGUCAGAGAUUUUGCUGGAAUGCAUGUUAAAGAGGCUGACAAGGCCAUUAUCAAACAUUUAAAGGGCACAGGCCGUUUAGUUGUGGAUAGCCAGAUCACCCAUAGCUAUCCUUUCUGUUGGAGGUCUGAUACCCCUUUGAUUUAUAGGGCGGUGCCUUCGUGGUUUGUCAAAGUCACGCCCGUUAUCCCUGCUCUGUUAGAGUCCAUCGAAAAGUCCUACUGGGUUCCCUCUUUUGUCAAGGACAAACGGUUUGCCAGCUGGAUAGUAAAUGCAAGAGACUGGAAUAUUUCUCGAAACCGCUACUGGGGUACUCCUAUUCCGCUGUGGGCUAGUGAAGAUUUUGAAGAAAUCAUUGCAGUUGGAAGCGUGGAGGAACUAAGGGAACUAAGUGGUUACACUGGCGAGUUGACCGACCUUCACCGUGAUAAGAUUGAUCAUAUCACCAUCCCCAGCAAGAAAGGGAAGGGCAUGCUCCGCCGUGUAGAAGAGGUGUUUGACUGCUGGUUUGAAUCCGGAAGCAUGCCAUACGCGUCACAGCAUUAUCCAUUCAAGAACAAGGAGCGUUUUGAAGACAAAUUCCCAGGUGAUUUCAUUGCCGAAGGUCUGGACCAGACUCGUGGAUGGUUCUAUACUCUUGCAGUUCUUGGAGUGCAUCUUUUUGGAAAACUGCCAUUCAAAAACUGUGUUGUUAACGGCAUAGUCCUUGCAGAGGAUGGAAAGAAGAUGUCAAAGCGCCUGAAAAACUAUCCCGACCCUGGCGUCGUUAUGGAUCGUUAUGGCUCAGACCCCCUUCGAUUAUAUCUCAUCAACUCGCCAGUUGUUCGUGCGGAGCCACUAAGGUUCAAAGAAUCAGGUGUCAAGGAGAUCGUCUCCAAGGUUCUUCUUCCAUUGUGGAACAGCUAUAAAUUCUUUGAAGGCCAGGUUGCAUUAUUAAAGAAGGUUGAAAACAUCGAUUACGUCUUUGACCCUGCCGCAGAGGCGACGAAUACCAACGUCAUGGAUCGAUGGAUCUUGGCCAGCUGUCAAAGUUUGCUGAAGUUUGUGAACGAAGAGAUGGCGGGUUACCGACUCUACACGGUAGUUCCAAGAUUACUGGAACUCAUUGAUAACACAACCAACUGGUAUAUUCGGUUCAACCGGAGACGUCUAAAAGGUGAGCUUGGAUUGGAUGAUACCCUGCAUGCUCUCAACACUCUUUUUGAAGUACUUUAUACCUUGGUUCGUGGGCUUGCACCCUUCACGCCUUUCAUCACCGAUACAAUCUACCUUCGCCUCCUACCCCAUAUUCCGGAGCAGCUUCGAGGAGAAGAUAGCAGGUCGGUCCAUUUCCUUCCCUUCCCGGAGGUUCGAGAGGAACUCUUCAACGAGACCAUUGAGAGACAAGUAGGAAGAAUGCAGAGGGUGAUUGAACUCGGCAGAGUUUCUCGUGAGCGCCGAACCAUCGGCUUGAAAUGCCCAUUGAAGUCCCUUGUCGUUAUCCAUAAGGAUCAGGAAUACCUAGAUGACGUGCGUUCACUAGAGUCAUACAUUGUCGAAGAACUUAACAUCCGCGACUUGAUACUCUCAUCCGACGAAGCCAAAUACAAUGUCCAAUACAGCGUUGAUGCUGAUUGGCCCGUUCUUGGCAAGAAGUUGAAGAAGGAUGUGCAGAAAGUGAAGAAAGCCCUACCAUCGCUUUCUAGCGAUGACGUGAAGAAGUACGUAGACACUGGAAAGAUAUUGGUCGACGGAAUUGAGCUGGUCACAGGUGACCUGGUGGUGAAACGAGGAUUAAAGCGAGACGAAGGUUCCUCGCAGCUAGAAACUAACACGGAUGACGAUGUGCUUACCAUUUUGGAUGCAGCCGUAUACCCCGAGCUCGCGGAUGAGGGCAUUGCGCGAGAGAUCGUCAACAGAGUCCAGCGGCUUAGAAAGAAGGCUGGCUUGCAAGUAACAGAUGACGUUGGGAUGGAGUAUCGUGUUCUGUCCGAUCCUGAUUCAAUUGGUAUUGAAGAGGUAUUCGAUAGACAAGCAAAGGCUCUUGAAAAGGCUCUUCGAAGGCCUAUGGAUAAACACGUUAUUACUGAAGUUGAGGGCAAGAUCCCAGAUGCCGAAGAACCAGUGAUCAUGGAGGAGGUUCAAGAAGUUCAAAAGGCGAUGUUUUUGCUCCGGCUAGUUAAGCUAUAA
Molecule: messenger RNA, 3123 nt
Organism: Microsporum canis CBS 113480
Lineage: Eukaryota; Fungi; Ascomycota; Eurotiomycetes; Onygenales; Arthrodermataceae
Product: isoleucyl-tRNA synthetase,cytoplasmic
Exons: 3
Coding region: 1-3123 (1040 amino acids)
Biological process (GO): isoleucyl-tRNA aminoacylation
Molecular function (GO): ATP binding; isoleucine-tRNA ligase activity; aminoacyl-tRNA deacylase activity
Source: RefSeq, a predicted model, not a curated record